Molecule: messenger RNA, 927 nt
Organism: Hyla sarda
Lineage: Eukaryota; Metazoa; Chordata; Amphibia; Anura; Hylidae
Product: taste receptor type 2 member 39-like
Exons: 1
Coding region: 1-927 (308 amino acids)
Biological process (GO): G protein-coupled receptor signaling pathway; detection of chemical stimulus involved in sensory perception of bitter taste; sensory perception of taste
Cellular component (GO): membrane
Molecular function (GO): bitter taste receptor activity; G protein-coupled receptor activity
Source: RefSeq, a predicted model, not a curated record
AUGGAUACAAUAACACUUGUUCUUCUAUCUGUGCUGUAUACUGAAUGCAUCGCUGGAGUCAUAAUAAAUCUCAUCAUCGUGGCUGCAAAUCUCAUGAAAUGGAAAACAAUGAAAUCUCUUCAUAUUGGGGAUAAAAUCAUCAGCUCUUUGGCUACUUCCAGAAGCUUAUACCUCUUCAUUGUCUUCUUUUCUAGCCUAUCUAAUCUACUGGAUCUAUGGAAGAACAAGUUUCUGGCUAUGUCUAUAAAGGCAGUAGUCACAAUGGUUUUACAUUCUACUAAUCUCUGGUUUGCCACCGUCCUCUGUGUCUUUUACUGUGUGAAGAUUACAAGCUACAACUGGAAGUUCUUCAUCUUUCUGAAGACCAAGAUCUCCACCCUGGCUCCAUGGUUCCUUCUAGCUUCUCUGUUGAUUUCUAUAUCUUCUAGUUUUCCAUUUGGUUGGUGCAUUAAUAAAAUAGAGAUGCCAAAUUUAACAAAUAUUUCUCUAGAAAAUAUAACUCUAUCUAGAGAUGUGGAGAAUGAAAAUCAUUCUAGUGUGUUCUUGCUUUUCUUCAUAAUCUCAUGCCCAUCAUUCCUAGUAUUCUUGGCUGCAGACUGCCUGUUACUUUACUCUCUUUGGAUGCACACCAGACGGAUGAGGAGCUCUGGGUUGGGAUUUCGAAGCCCAAACUUGGAGUCUCACUUCAGCGCUGUGAAAAGUAUGAGCUUCUUCUUAGUGUUACAGAUGAUAUACUUUUGUAUGACGGUGUAUACAUCUAACUCUGGGCACAGCAGUUUGAUUCAAACGUUUGUCAAUUAUAUUAUAACAUGCAGCGCACCCUUCCUCCAUUCACUUUACAUGAUCUAUUCCAACAGUGAACUAAAAAAGACAUGUAUCUCAAUGUUCUAUGGUAUUUCAUGGUGUAUUCCAACAGAGGGACUGUAA